AUGGCAGACGACCAGGACCAGACAGUACCAGUACAAACUGUUGAGGAGCCUCUGGAUCUUGUUCGUUUGAGUUUAGAUGAACGCAUUUAUGUCAAGAUGAGGACAGAUCGAGAGUUGCGCGGCCGAUUGCAUGCUUAUGAUCAACAUCUAAACAUGAUACUUGGUGACGUGGAGGAGACAGUGACAACUUCAGAAAUUGAUGAGGAAACUUAUGAAGAGAUUUUUAAGACAACAAAACGGACGAUACCAAUGUUGUUUGUGAGAGGCGAUGGUGUGAUUCUAGUGUCGCCACCCAUGAGGACUGCAACCUAA
Molecule: messenger RNA, 312 nt
Organism: Candidula unifasciata
Lineage: Eukaryota; Metazoa; Mollusca; Gastropoda; Stylommatophora; Geomitridae
Source: the annotation of a GenBank genome assembly